Camellia sinensis is the source of this 606-nucleotide messenger RNA. Lineage: Eukaryota; Viridiplantae; Streptophyta; Magnoliopsida; Ericales; Theaceae. The record is from RefSeq and is a predicted model, not a curated record.
CAUUCAUCAAGUAUGCCUAUGAUGGAAGACGGGGAUGAUACUGGUGUGGACAGUGAGGAGCAACCAUUAGAACAUAUUAUAGGGCACGAGAAAUCCGCAGCUGGCAUUUUGUGCUUGCUGAAAACUUGCCAUGGCAAUGAGGCUUCUAAUCUUCUGUUGACCAAGGAUGUGUUGGGUAGUGUUGCUACACUUGGGAAAGUGGAUGAUGACAAUCUCAGCAGGCUUCUCUCGGAGUACUUGGGUAUAGAAACUAUGUUGGCAGUUGUCUGCAAGACUUAUGAUGGUGUUAAAGCUCUGGAAACAAAUGAAAAUGAUGGUUCUGUAAGUAAAAGUUCUGGUCUUCACGGGCUUGGACCUUCCAUAGGGAGGCAUUUGGAUGGCCGUUUUCAAGUCAUUUGUCUUGAAAAUUUAAGACCAUUCCAUGGUGAGUUUUUGCAGAUCGUAUGUUCACGAGCUGAGAUUGAAGGGGAAAUUGGAAUGCAGCAGAUGGGUUUGCAAGCAUGUCUCAUGAGCCAAGCUCUGCGUAAAAUGUCUGGAAAUGAGUCCAAAAUUGGAUGUACUCGUAUUUUUCUGAAUCAAAUAAGACACAAGCUGGUGACAAUUUAA